Daphnia pulex (common water flea) is the source of this 2051-nucleotide messenger RNA. RefSeq lists its product as uncharacterized. The record is from RefSeq and is a predicted model, not a curated record. The coding region runs from base 310 to 1824 and encodes 504 amino acids. Gene Ontology annotation, molecular function: death domain binding. The transcript has 5 exons. NCBI's taxonomy places the organism in Eukaryota, Metazoa, Arthropoda, Branchiopoda, Diplostraca, Daphniidae. Gene Ontology annotation, biological process: cellular response to amino acid starvation; negative regulation of autophagy; apoptotic signaling pathway.
CUGGUAUCGAUACCUUAUUUGUUAUUUCCAACUGUCUUGGAUGAAAACAUGAAAUCCAAAAUGAAAAAAUGUUAGGUUAAAAACAACAGUCAGUAGAAAACGGAAUCGGGAAAAGAGAAAUACUUUUUACGUCAAAAAUCGAGAUAUCAAAGGCAAGCGAGUGUUUUAGAGUAAAGAAAUUGAGAAGAAGAUAGAACAGAAAGCAACUUUUUGCGAUUUGUCAGUUUUGUCUCCAAGUAGCUACGCAGCUCUCUUGUAUUUCUUGACCAUUAGAAUCACAUUCGUCUUUCUAUUGUGAACAAACGAAAAAUGUCCGACUCUGAGAAAGCUAAAGUGAAAGAUGGAAACCUCCCAGCUAUGAAUGUUGGAGGAACAAGGAUUCCACUUUCAAACCAUCACGAAGAAGUGUCUGAAGAGUUUGAAAAGUCUGAAGAGUUGGAAGAGUCUGAAGAUAACGAGAGGUGCAAGACUGUGGUAAUUUCUGGAGCACGAGUAAAAGGAAAGGUUUUCUCUCCCAAGGCUUCCACCUCACUGGGAAAAAAAGCUGAGUUGGAUGUUGGACUCCCAGUGAAAGUUGGAGGAAAAAAGCUUCCAAAACAUCACAAAGGAAAAGCUGAGGCAGCUAUAUUUGCUGAAGAGUCCGAAGAAGAAGAGAGGCCCAAAACUGUGGUGAUUUCUGGAGCACGGGUUGAAGGAAAGGAGGUUUUCUCUCCUAAGACUCCCAUCUUCCUGGGAAGAGAAGUUGGAGUCGAUGCCAUUGAAACACUUUGCAGGGAAUUUAGUGCUGGCCACCUAGAAAAGGAAAUGAUGGAAACUUUCAUGCUUCUCAAAGAGCGAACCAACCUUACUGCAGUGGCAGCUGCUGUUUUCAUUCUUGUGUACCGAAGGAAGUGUCAGCCAAUCUCCAUCAAGCAAGUCUUGCCUGUUCUUAAUGUUUCCCCUCCAGUCACACUGUACAAACUUGGCGCAAUUCUGAAAAAAGUUGAAAGGCACCUCAAAGGGAAUUUCCCCGCACUGCCUCAACCCUCGUUAGAAUCAACAAGAACAUCUGAAGCUGGAAGUUCAAGCUCAAUCCCUGUAGUGUUCCAUCAUGCCCGUUCAGUUCUUCCUAAACUCAAAGUACAAGAUCCUUUCCUACCGUCCGUGGAAAUAUCUGAACGGGUCUACAACAUCACGGAUAACAUCGUUGCAGUCUUCGAGCGGCGCACCAAGCAAAGUUUCGACCGUCGCAUCAUAACGAUCGCUGCAGGUUUCUUAGCAUGGCAAUCGUGUCAUUAUUAUGACAAGAACUUUAACAGCAAAGUGCCAUUCAAAGAACUCAUCGAACCAAAUAAGACAGGCUAUUUUCAGAAAUAUUUGACGUUAACUUACCUUGACAUCGGCGAUGUAACUGCCAAACACAUCAAAAGGAGUGUCUUGCAAAUUUCGAAGGAAUUGUUACCGCUCUUCCAACACAUGACAUGGAUUGAGAAAGAGGGAAAAGGCACGGACGACAUACCCAAAUACCUUGGACGGAUUUUGCAGUUCAAAGAUGUUGCUAUAGAGGCGUUGUUUCAGGAAGAAGAGACGGCAAGGAUCAAUGAGCCCAUCACUGCACCUGUUAUACCAAGAGAACUAACCGCGGAAGAAGAAGCGAUCUUGGAUGCGCCCGAUUUGAAUGAAAACGAUUUGCCAGAUGCUGAAUUAAGCAAGUAUUUUUUCUCAGAACGGGAACUGAAUCCCUUGAACGUCAAUCUAUCGUUGUCUGCCGACUUGGAUUCGGAACUCGCCGAGCCGAACAAGAAAGGAAAAAAGAAACGUUCAAAGUCCAAACCCACCGUAUAACCCCAAAAAUGGCUUUUUUUUUCUUCGCGAUCUUUUCAACUUUAUUUUAUUUUUUAAUUUACAAAAUUCCAAACUUUUGAAAAAAUUCCCGACACUCUACCUUUUGUUAUUUUCCGUACUUUUGUUACCGUCUGAACUGAACGCUUGGUUACUCAGCAUGGAGAAUAUAUUUUUCUAGAGAAAGGACGAAAUUAAAAAAAAAAAAACAGCUGCAAAUGUGUUUGUGA